This is a messenger RNA of Daldinia decipiens, 1093 nucleotides long. RefSeq lists its product as uncharacterized. NCBI's taxonomy places the organism in Eukaryota, Fungi, Ascomycota, Sordariomycetes, Xylariales, Hypoxylaceae. The record is from RefSeq and is a predicted model, not a curated record. Bases 258 to 596 code for a protein of 112 amino acids. The transcript is spliced from 2 exons.
CUCCAACGAAGUUCGCCUAGUGAUGUCAGUGGCUGUCUUAUAUUGAUAGCAAUUAUUGUUGAGUUCUUAGCUACAAAGAUACUGUAACAUCAACUAACUACGUAUAUAAGACCUAACUAUUAUCUGCUAUAGUUUCCAAAUAAUAGACACAGAUUCCUCAGCACUUAGUCACACCUAAUCAUCUUCAUACUCAUCUUCAUACUCAUAAUCAUACGUCUAACACCUACCUCAUCUACAUCACAUCCUAUUCCGUCACAAUGGCAACCGAGGUUUUGAAGGCAACACCUACCUGCUGCGGCAAGAACGCUGGCGGCGAGUGUGUCUGUGCUAAGCAGGCUACCUGUUCCUGCGGUCAGAAAUCCGCCCUCGCAUGCACAUGCGAGAAGGCGUCGCUCGAGAAUAUCCUAAGCGGUGCCCGAUGCUCGUGUCGAGCUCGCCCUGCCGGUCAAUGUACCUGCGAGAAUGCGUCCAAGGAGAACGGUCCCGUUGCUGGUAGCACUUGCGCAUGUGGUGCUCGCCCCGCCAGCUCCUGUACUUGCGAACGCGCCACUUCGGAUUCAAACCCGAACGAAAUCGACUUUACCACGAAGAAAUAACUGGUCAUACGAGGCUGAAAAAUACCAUGGGGGGUCGGGUUUUAAGGCGGCGCUACUGAUUGCAAAUGAUAAUGGUUGUGGCGGCAUAUACUGCUAUGUAAAUGGCUUCGAUAGGAUUCUAACUAUAGGAUAUCGUCGCCGGAGUUUUGGAGUUAGGCCGCUGGUAGUUAAUAGGAAUAUACCUGAUCAUCUUUCGUGAUUUAAUCUCAGGCUUGCGAGAUCCACCUUGCCAUUUCUACAAGCAACUCUAUGAUGCGGGAUCGACGAUAGAAAUACUUUGAUUUGUGGAUAUAGGAGAAUACCUACAUACAUGUAUGUUGCGGAGGCUUGAAGUUAUGAUUGGACGUAGUUUCUGUGAUCAACUGUAAGGAAAGAAGCAUAAUGCCUUUGUAUGUAUGUCGGUUCGAACUGGAAUUAGGGAUGAGAGAUACGUAUAUCCAUAUAUUAUAUAUUUAGCUAAUUUUAGCAUAGAUCAAAAUGAUUGGCUCCUUUUUUGA